AUGACGGCGCAGAUACUCGCCUCAGAGCUUGGAAACCUUAUACAAGAGAGUAAAAGAAAGCAUACAGAUCUCAGAAAUGCCGCAGAGAAGAGUUUAGAUGAGAUUAAAGGUCUACGAUCAACAUCUGAAGCCCAAAUAGCUGCAGAUCUUACUCAACGACCCAACUUCGUAACACCUUUCCUCAUUGCCUGCGGGACCAAAAAUGUCAAGUUUACCGGAAUCGCGGUCGUUUGUCUUCAGAGGUUGGUUGUGUCACGUGCACUUCCUAGAUCAAGACUAAGAGAAGUGUUGGAGGCAUUGAGAGAAGCUACAUCGGCUGGUCUUGAUGUACAGCUGAAGAUCCUCCAGGCGUUGCCAUCGCUUUUGCAGAAUUAUGCAGAUGAAUUGAAGGGGGAGCUCUUAGCUGCAGCCCUAAAUAUCUGUACAAUUCUUCAGGCAAGUAAGAAUGGGAUUGUUCUUAACACAGCCGCUGCUACCCUUCAGCAGUUAGUUGUGUCUGUAUUCGAUAAGGUUGUAACAGAGGACAAAAUUGCCUUAGAAGUGCCUACUAUUGGUGAAGCUCCAACUGAAGAUGGAGUUAUCCAAGUACGUACUGCGGCCUUGGAUGCUUAUAGAGUUUUCAACGACAUAUGCUUGUUGACUGAAGCCCAAAAGCCUCAGUUUUUAAAGUCUACAGGUCUCCCGCAAACCUUCGGGCUGGAGUUGAUCGAAUCGGUCUUGACUAAUCAUGCCGACAUAUUCUUGUCACAUCCUGAGCAAGCAAAUAUACUUCGAGUCCGAGUUAUGCCAUUCAUCAUCAGUGCACUCUCAGAGAAAUUGAACUUUGCAGUGACUGUAAGAAUUACCAGAAUCUUGUACACACUUCUCAGACGACAUUUGAGUAUACUCUCAUCCGAGGGUGAAAUGGCGCUAGGUUUACUCACCCACAUGCUUGACCAUGAUACUGCUCUGUGGAAGCGAUCACUUUGUAUGGAGGUAAUAAGAGGUAUUUUUGCCGAGGCAGCUCUCAUCAGGAAAAUAUUUGCUAUGUACGAUGCCCGAGAGGAGAAGAAAAAUAUUCUGCGAGACCUUGUUGCAGCUUUUGUUAGAGUAAGCACGGAAAAGCCUGCCGUUAUUGGUCUUGGUCAUCAGUCUACUAUUCCAGUUGCCAGCCAGGGUGGUACUUCAGAUCAAGCAAUGCUUGAGGCUAGUGGAGUUCCUGGUAUCAUCAGCAGCACUGUGAGUACGAGCGAGCCAAGCGCUGGAGUGAGUGCGCAAUGGAGCACGAUGAGGGUACCGUGCAUUGAUCAACUAGACAAGACGGAUGCACCAUCGAUUCCCGAAUCUUACAUUUACAGCCUCACUCUUUCCUGCAUUAGUGGGUUUUCUGAAGGACUUGCAAAAUUUAUACUGCCCCUGACGGUACCAGAGCGGCCUCGAAAAAAAGGGCCAAGGCAAUCUGAAAUUGAGUCAAAAGUUUCGGAUUCUCGUCCUGGUACCCCUGAUAUCAAACCAACCGAGAGAAAUUCGUCUUACAAAAAGAAUCCCAUCCCUAUUAAUCCAUUAACUCUCGAAGAUCAUCAUCUAUAUCAAGAGGUCAAGAUCUGCGCCGGCAUUGUCGACGAAUGCUGGCCUGCAAUUUUGGCGACCUGUUCAACCUUUCUUUAUGCAGCGCUAGAUCAGGAAUACUACCAUGGCUUGGUCAGAUCAUUUCAGAAGUUUACUCAUGUGGCAGGACUUCUACGGCUUGCGACGCCUCGAGAUGCCUUUCUGACAACUCUAGGAAAGGCGGCAGUGCCGCCCAACGUCUUGACAGCCACCACAACUCAGGUUCAGAGCCCAACGACGCCUACAGUAGACGGAUCUUCUAGCUCGAGCAUUUUCAAUAACGCAAGAGGUCUAUUAAGUGUUGACAGCUUGGUGAGUAAUCCGGAACGGAAUAAGCAUGUGCCAGUUGAUGCAUCCAGUUCUUCUCUCAACACGCGCAAUUUACUCUGCCUUCGCGCAUUAUUGAAUUUAGGAAUCGCUUUAGGACCAACCCUCGAUUCGGCAUGGGUGAUUGUUCUUGGAACAUUGCAACAAGCUGAUCUGGUAAUAUUUUCGAGCGCCAAAUCCGUCAGAACUCCCACCACACAAAGACCCGAAAGCCAUGAUGUUAAUAAUACCUCUGCAUUGUUGGCGAAUUUCGGCACCGAAAUUAAAGCAGUUGAAAUCGCUGCUACAAGAUUGCUUGAAAGUACCAUCGACUUCCCGAAUGAGCCGUUCGUGGCGGUGGUUUCAGCCCUCUGUGAUUUGUUCAGCAAAGAAGAGAUCCUCAAUACACCAGAAAAGCCAGCAUCUUUUAAUCCACCAUCGCCUGAAGCAAGGAGACCUUCGUACGCCCAUAAAAGAGCCCAUAGUAUCGUCACGGUACCAUCUACUCAGAAUCAAGAGGAUCUCUUUGCGUUAGCUAAGCUGGGCGAUAUCGCCAGCAUCAAUAUUGAUAGAUUAACGACAUAUGAGCCUGAUAUCAGUGGAUGGCAGAUAUUGACAUCUGAAUUGAUUUCCGCCUCUUGUUCUCCCACAGCAACACCUUCCGUCAGAUUAAGAGCUGCAGAGAUUCUGGUUAGAAUUGUGAUUGAAGCCGCCACUUCUACACUUGCAGACACCGAGGCUCGACGCGGUGUCGUCCAAAUCUUGCUACUUCAAGCAUUGAGUAGUGCCCUGUACCCACUUCAAGUGGAAGAGAGACAAGUCACCGUGGCUAUACAUUCAACGGACGUCGAAGUUCACAAGACCAUUCUUGAAGGCCUCAAAAGUUUCUUAGAGCAAUGUGGGGAAAAGCUAGUCAGUGGUUGGGACAUCGCAUUUGAGAUCAUCGUCAGUGUCUUUAUGAAGUUCGAUCCCAACGCAAAGAUAACCGCUACUCGAUCUGCUAAACUGGUCCGAUCUGCCUUCAAUUCUCUCCAGCUCAUUUGUUCCGACUUUCUUUCGUCCUUACCAAACUUUUGCUUUCUGAUACUCGUCGAUACCCUUUAUCAUUUUUGCACACAAGAUGAUGAUCUCAACAUAUCACUAACGACCGUUACCUUCUUUUGGGUACUGUCGGAUUUCAUUUCUGGCAGAACCAGGUCAUUUUCACUUAGUCCCGAUCUUAUCGAAGAUUCAACCGAGGAGGCACUGGUAGUAAAGGCAUCUGGUGAUGAUCGUGCUGUCUCGGAUGCAGCUUUAUGGAUGCUUCUCUUACUACGACUUACAUCCGUUACGGCAGAUGAAAGGCUAGAGCUUAGAAAUAGCGCAAUUCAGACAUUGCUAAGAAUUUUCGAUGCAUACGGAGAUCAACUCAGUGCAGUAGCUUGGUCUGUGUGCCUGAAAUCGGUCAUUUUCAGAUUAUUGUCUUCAAUAGAGGCACAUCUGCAGUCUAUUACCGACCCUGAGCUUACUGUACCUGAGAAAGACAAGACAGGAUGGAAUGAAACUACUGUCGUGGUUUUAAGCGGCAUUACCAAUCUACUAGCCGACUAUUUAGAUGUUCUUACUGACCAUUCCACGUUCGAAAGCUCUUGGGAAACUCUUUUAGAACAUUUCAAAACUAUGCUAGCGUUUAGGAUUCUUGACAUUAAUACAGCUGUCUUCAAGGCUUUACAGCAAAUUCUUUCACGAGGAAAUAUUAAGGAGGCCACACAGACAAACUUUACCCGGACUUCAAUUGACAUGGCAUGGAGUCUCUGGUCUGAUUCGUUGCCUUCAGUCAGAAUUGAUGUGAAAGACAAACGUGUUGACAACCAAGAUUACCUGGUAGCCUACGUGUCUGCCCUUCGUGAGAUAUAUCGUCUCGUGGAAAAAGAUCUUGAUGUAAAUCGAGUCAAACGGAUGCUUACCCUACUACGGGAAGCUAUACAACAAGCGAGUGCUUCUACCUAUUCCGCAGAUAUCGAGUACUUGACACCAUUACAAUCUCAGGUAUUGGAAUCACUCAAGAUGAUUCGCACGGAUAUUGGGGGAGUUCCUGCUACCUUGAUUAGCCAGGUUGCUGAAUUCGUAGCGUUGGCUUUCGUGCCAAAAUAUAGUACAUCCAACGUUCAGAGGCCAACAUACGUGGCUUUGUCUAAAGCUUCAAUGGUGUUAUCCGAGAAGCUCAUUCUAUCGCAUUCCUCGGAACCAGACAUCUACAUCAGCGGUGCGGUGUCUUCUUCUUUAGCCGCCCUUGCCAACCCAAUUGUUAUGAAGUACUCAUUCCCUAUAAUUUCGAAGAGUAUAUCACCUUGGCGCCAGGCAACAAUGUCAUCACUCGCAAUUCUUGGUGCCAUUCUACCAAUAAUGCCAACUAUUACCUUGAAUGACGAAGCCAUCCGAUCUAUAUGGACGUCGAUAGUGAGUAUAGCCAUCGGAGUUAUUUCUGCAGAUUGUGGUAUUGCCGCAGAAUUAGUCGAUAUCAAAGAUGACCAGGAAUUCGAUAUCACAUCAUUCCUAGCCUUGCGCGAACUCAUCACCCCCGCCCUAGGCUCACAAGUCAUACCAGAUCUAACCCGUCGCACUUAUACCGAAUCACUCUUCCACACGUCCAUCAUCCACCCCGCACAAUCCAGCGAGCUUCCACAGCCCAGCCAGGAACUACUAGCCAAUUUGUAUCAAGUCCGCAAAGGUCGCACCGUCGAUCCCACCCCCUCUCCUCGUACAAAGAUGAGCUACGUCUGCUUCGAUGAACUUAUCUCCCUCGUCGCUCUCCACGAUGGCUCUACGUCGCGCAUUCAGCUCGCUCAAGCAGCCGCGCCAUACCUAAUUCUCAGAUCGGGCCUCACUCUUCGAGCAUACAUUGCUGACCAGCCACUGCGUGGUCGUAUGCCGCAGCCAUUAUCUCAACGCAAGGAACUAUUGUACAUUCUCAAGAAGCUUGUAGGGUUGAAAUGUGAGGCAGAGGCAAUUCCAGAUACGCCGGGUGUGGAGAGCGAGGGAAAGAAACAUCUGCAUCGAUUGUAUCCGUUGUUUGUGAAGGCUAUGGGUGCGGCGGCGAGGGAUCAGGAGGUCUUGGAGUGGAUUGGGAAGGCUUUGGAGGAGGUGGGCAUGGAUUUUGGGCUCUAA
This is a messenger RNA of Sclerotinia borealis F-4128, 5040 nucleotides long. NCBI's taxonomy places the organism in Eukaryota, Fungi, Ascomycota, Leotiomycetes, Helotiales, Sclerotiniaceae. The record is from the annotation of a GenBank genome assembly.